Molecule: messenger RNA, 2715 nt
Organism: Haliotis rubra (blacklip abalone)
Lineage: Eukaryota; Metazoa; Mollusca; Gastropoda; Lepetellida; Haliotidae
Product: transketolase-like
Molecular function (GO): thiamine pyrophosphate binding; transketolase activity
Source: RefSeq, a predicted model, not a curated record
UAGGGUCGUAGGUUCAUUGUCAAGGCCAUUCCGCGCACACCGGCCUGCGAAGUUCGGUUGUAGAAUUUGGAUAGAGAAGAAGUAUCCUGUGACAACUGUCAAAAUGAGUGAAUACCACAGACCAGAUGCAAAGAAAAUACAGACUUUAAAGGACAUCGCCAAUAAGCUCAGAAUAAACAGCAUCCUUUCGACCAAUGCGAGCAACUCGGGUCACCCAACAUCAUGCUGCUCCAUGGCCGAUAUCAUGUCUGUGUUGUUCUUCGACACCAUGCGCUACAGCACUGCAGAGCCGCGGAGUGCCUCAGCGGACAGGUUCGUCCUCUCCAAGGGCCAUGCUGCUCCCAUACUGUAUGCUGCCUGGGCUGAGGCAGGUUUGUUCCCCGAGUCCGAUCUCAUGAACCUGCGCAAACUCUCCUCUGAUCUGGAAGGACAUCCAACUCCGAGACUGAACUUCAUUGAUGUUGCAACAGGGUCACUAGGUCAAGGACUGAGCGUCGCAGCAGGCAUGGCGUACACGGCCAAACAUUUUGAUAAAGCGGACUACCGGACAUAUUGCCUUAUAGGUGAUGGGGAAAGUGCUGAGGGUUCUAUCUGGGAGGCUAUUGCCUUCGCCAGCCACUACAAGCUCGACAACCUUGUCUGCAUCUUCGACAUCAACCGUCUGGGCCAGAGUCAGCCAACCAGUCUUGGACAUGAAACAGAUGUAUACAAGAGGCGCCUGGAAGCUUUUGGGUGGAACACAACCGUUGUAGACGGCCAUGAUAUAGAGGCUCUAUGCAAAGUGUUCUUCAAUGCUGGUAGAGACAAAGGCAAACCCACCUGUAUCAUCGCUAAGACCUACAAAGGAAAGGGUUGUCCAGGUAUUGAGGACAUGGAGAACUGGCAUGGUAAAGCCCUGGGUGCAAAGGGAGAAGAGUGCAUCGCAGCCAUCAAGGCCAUCAUGUCAAACAACGGCCCUUUUGGCCUGAAGCCUGCAGUGCCCACCAUGAAGGUCCCGGAUGUGGACAUCACCAACGUGAGACUGGGGGAACCACCCAGCUACAAGAAGGAUGAACAGAUUGCUACUCGUGUUGCUUAUGGCAAUGCUUUGCUGAAGAUAGGGAAGAACAACAACAGAGUUGUGGCCCUUGAUGGUGAUAUGAAGAAUUCUACCUACUCCAACAAGUUCCAGGCUGUUUUCCCAGAACGCUUCAUUGAAUGUUUCAUAGCUGAGCAAAACAUGAUUGGUGUCGGAAUUGGCUGUGCCACUCGUGAUCGCACCAUUGUGUUCAUGAGCACCUUCUCUGCCUUCUUCACCCGGGCCUUUGACCAGAUCAGAAUUGGCGCCAUCUCUCAGACCAAUGCCAACUUUGUGGGGUCCCAUGCUGGAGUGUCCAUCGGUGAGGACGGUCCUUCCCAGAUGGCGCUAGAGGACCUGGCGAUGUUCCGCUCCAUUCCAGGGUCAACUGUGUUUUACCCCAGUGAUGCCGUUUCUGCUGAGCGGGCUGUGGAACUAGCUGCCAAUACCAAGGGGAUCUGUUUCAUCCGUGUCUCGCGCCCAAACACUCCCAUCCUCUAUGGAGCCAAUGAGGAGUUCCAAAUAGGGAAAGCUAAGAUUGUGCGCCAAGGCAACAAUGAUGCUGUGACGAUUGUGGCAUCGUGCAUUACUCUUGUGGAGGCCAUCAAGGCAGCGGACACUCUUGCAGCCAGCGGUGUCAACGUUACUGUCAUCGACCCCUUCACUAUCAAACCCAUCGACUCCGCCACCAUCAUCAGCUGCGCUAGGAAGACUGGCGGCCGCAUCAUCACAGUGGAGGACCACUACUCUGAAGGAGGAAUAGGGGAGGCUGUACAAUCUGCCGUGAGCUUGGAAAGGGACAUAAUCGUGAAGCGACUAGCAGUCCAGGAAGUCCCACGCAGCGGUAAACCCGCAGAACUGAUUGACAAGUAUGGAAUCGGUUCCAACAGUAUCGUCAAAACUGUCAACCAGAUCAUGUCUCAGUGAACGUACCAACCUCCUCUGGAAAAACAGGAAUAUAUCCAUUGUUUUCCUUAAAAGGAAACUGGCCUCUGUUACACACUGCAUUUAGGAAACGCCUCCAUUAUUGCAUGUAGGAAAUCAUUGAGGUGAUAAAAUGUUUUAUUAUUAUUUCUGUUAUGAACAGUUGUUUGUAUAUUUUUUCAAAUGAUUAUGGAUGAUUUUGAGUAUUCCAAUGGGCGUAUUGUUGUGGAAGGUAUGUAAUGUCAUUACAUUGUGUGAACACACGAAUGGCAGACAGUUUGUUGUUUUGUGAGAUCCUUGUUGAAGAAGUGUUCGUCAGAGCUCCAGUGCUUGUUGAUCAACUGUGUUAACGUGAGUUUGCAUGACAUUACUGAAACAUGUUUUAGAUUCGUACAGAGAACAGGAUUCUACUACUGCAUAUUGUGAGGAUAUUUGGAAUAUCCAGGGAAAUGUUGACAGAUUUAUUUUAUAUAUAGCUUUUUACGGUCUAUGAAAUUUAAUCAAGAGUAACAUAGUGUAUUGCUUUCUGAACUUUUAUUUCUAUUUGUUUAUAGUGCUAGCUGCUAACAUCUGUUUUUUACUACUACAUGUCAAUGUGCUAACCCUAUUGUAUGUGUAGUUAGUAGGUGAUAGGCCAAGUGUUUCACGUGGAAAUUGUAAACUUCAGCAUAAUUUCAGCCUCAUUAUGAUGCCUUGAAGUGUCAUCUUGGAAAUAAAAAUGGAUUGUAUUCUUU